UCUCUGUGCUCUGCUCAGACCCCUCAGAUCCUGGUUCCCCUGUGCUUGGCAGCCCUGUGCAUGGCCCUGGUGAGGAGAUGCUGGCCAAGCUGGGAUCCUGUCUGCUGCUGUCAAUUGCACUGCUCAGCCCAGGCCCCAGGACCCAGGCCAUGAAAGGUGUCAAAUGUGGAGGUGUGCUCUCAGCACCUUCAGGAAACUUCUCCAGCCCCAACUUCCCGAGAUUGUACCCCUACAACACGGAGUGCAGCUGGCUGAUCGUGGUGGCCGAGGGGUCCUCUGUGCUGCUCACCUUCCAUGCCUUUGACCUGGAGUACCACGACACCUGUGGCUUCGACUUUCUGGAGAUCUACAAUGGGGCCUCUGGAGACAGGGGCAACCUGCUGGGGCGGUUCUGUGGCCGGGUGCCCCCACCACCCUUCACCUCCUCCUGGCACGUCAUGUCCGUGGUCUUCCACUCAGACAAGCACGUGGCCAGCUGGGGCUUUUCCGCGGGCUACCAGAAAGAUGUGUGUGGUGGCGUCCUGACCGGCCUGUCGGGGGUGCUCACCAGCCCUGAGUACCCCAACAACUACCCCAACAACGCAGAGUGCCGCUGGGUGAUCCAGGCUGCUGGGCCCGCUGCCGUCAAGCUGGUGUUCGUGGACUUCCAGGUGGAGGGCAGCGAGCAGUGUUCCUAUGACUAUGUGGCUGUGCUGGGGGGGCCUGGCCCCGCACGUGGGCACCACUACUGUGGUGGCACCAGGCCUCCCACCCUGGUGUCACUGGGCCAUGAACUGCAAGUGGUCUUCAAGUCUGAUUUUAACAUUGGAGGCCGGGGCUUCAAGGCCCACUACUUUUCAGGAGAAUGCCAGGAGGUGUACACAGCUGUGCGUGGCAACUUCUCCAGUCCACAGUACCCCAGUUCCUACCCCAACAACAUUCGCUGCCACUGGACUGUCCGCCUGCCUCCCGGCUACCGGGUCAAAGUGUUCUUCCUGGACCUGGACCUGGAGGAACCCAACAGCCUGACCAGGGCCUGUGACUUCGACCACCUGGCAGCCUUUGAUGGGGCCAGUGAGGAGGCACCACUGCUGGGGAAUUGGUGCGGCCACCACCUCCCACCACCUGUCACCUCGAGCCACAACCAGCUCCUGCUUCUGCUGCACACAGACCGCAGCUCCACCGGCAGGGGCUUCUCAGUGGCCUAUAUUGGAGGUCAGCUGGGGUUGGGGGAGUGGGACGCUGAGGGGAGGGGGGCUCUGCAGUCUCCUUCCUCCAUCUCACCAUUGUCCCCCUACCCCAUGGACAGUCUCCUCCAGCCUCUUCUUGGGUCAUAUGCCCAGAAGGGCCUGCAUCUGGACCCACUGCACCCUCUGUCUGACCAGGUAGAGCUCUUCUUUUCUCAGGUGGACUGGUCCCUGUGGGAGCCCAGGGUCAGACAGAGCACUCCACUGGGCCAGGCUCCAGAUGGGGCCCAGGCUGCAGGCAGCCUUCCUACUGGUAGGGCAGUCACAGCAUCAGUCAGGGGUGACACACAGUUCAGCGCCACCAAGAUCAUCGUGGGAGACGUGGUGCCCAUGAAUGUGAGUUGCUCCCGCACGGACUUCCAGAUCUUGAUCUCCACCCAGGCGUUGGCUUCGCUGGACAGGACCAAUGUCUACCUGGGCAGCCGGAGCUGUGCCGCCCAAGAAGUCGGCAGCAACUUCCGGAUCCAGGCCCGCUUUGACACCUGUGGCACUGAGUCUCAGAGAAGAAACAACACCUCAGUGAUCGUCAGCGUCCUGUACAUCGACUUCUCGGCCGCUGGGCAGGAGGACGUCCAUGCAUACGAGGUCCGCUGUGAGCCCCGGCGCAAGGAGGCUUCUGUCCACCUGCUCUCUGGCUCUGACUGGCUGGGGCCCUACGCUGCCACUGCUGAGCACCUUCAGGAGGCACCUCCUAGGGACGAGGCAGAGGGACUGGAGGGCCCAAUGACCAUGGUGGCCCAGGACACCAGUGACAUCGUCUUCCUGGGCCUCUGCAUCCUGGCUGGAAUCCUCAUGGUCAUUGCCAUUGUGGUCCUGAUGCUGCUGUGA
This is a messenger RNA of Castor canadensis (American beaver), 2054 nucleotides long. The record is from RefSeq and is a predicted model, not a curated record. NCBI's taxonomy places the organism in Eukaryota, Metazoa, Chordata, Mammalia, Rodentia, Castoridae.